CAGAGCAGAGUACAGAUGUGCGUGUUCAAAGCCUGUAACUGCAACCUUCACGCCCGGCGCUGCCGCUUCAACAUGGAGCUUUACAAGCUGUCGGGGCGCAAGAGCGGAGGCGUCUGCCUCAACUGUCGCCACAACACGGCCGGCCGCCACUGCCACUACUGCAAGGAGGGCUACUACCGCGACCUGGGCAAGCCCAUCACCCACCGCAAGGCCUGCAAAGCCUGCGAUUGCCACCCUGUGGGCGCCGCUGGCAAAACCUGCAACCAGACCACGGGCCAGUGUCCCUGCAAGGAUGGUGUGACCGGCAUCACCUGCAACCGCUGUGCCAAGGGCUACCAACAGAGCCGCUCCCCCAUCGCCCCCUGCAUAAAGAUCCCCGUGGCACCGCCGACCACUGCAGCCAGCAGCGUGGAGGAGCCCGAAGACUGUGAUUCGUACUGCAAGGCCUCCAAAGGGAAGCUGAAAAUUAACAUGAAAAAGUACUGCAAGAAGGACUACGCCGUCCAGAUCCACAUCCUGAAGGCGGACAAGGCAGGGGACUGGUGGAAGUUUACGGUGAACAUCAUCUCCGUGUACAAGCAGGGCACCAGCCGCAUCCGCCGCGGUGACCAGAACCUGUGGAUCCGUUCACGGGACAUCGCCUGCAAGUGCCCCAAAAUCAAGCCCCUCAAGAAGUACCUACUGCUGGGCAACGCGGAGGACUCGCCCGACCAGAGCGGCAUCGUGGCGGACAAGAGCAGCCUGGUGAUCCAGUGGCGGGACACGUGGGCGCGGCGGCUGCGCAAGUUCCAGCAGCGCGAGAAGAAGGGCAAGUGCAAGAAGGCCUAGCGUGGGGGUGGGCAGCGGCGCGCCGGGCGGGCUGGGCGCCGGGGCCGGCGAGCGGGAGCAGGGAACCCG
Messenger RNA from Physeter macrocephalus (sperm whale), 897 nucleotides. Its product is annotated as netrin-1. The transcript is spliced from 6 exons. Gene Ontology annotation, biological process: tissue development; dendrite development; animal organ morphogenesis. Lineage: Eukaryota; Metazoa; Chordata; Mammalia; Artiodactyla; Physeteridae. The record is from RefSeq and is a predicted model, not a curated record. Gene Ontology annotation, cellular component: basement membrane. The coding region runs from base 16 to 828 and encodes 270 amino acids. Gene Ontology annotation, molecular function: protein binding.